This is a messenger RNA of Linepithema humile (Argentine ant), 572 nucleotides long. Its product is annotated as MICOS complex subunit MIC13 homolog QIL1. Gene Ontology annotation, cellular component: MICOS complex; mitochondrial crista junction. The record is from RefSeq and is a predicted model, not a curated record. NCBI's taxonomy places the organism in Eukaryota, Metazoa, Arthropoda, Insecta, Hymenoptera, Formicidae. Gene Ontology annotation, biological process: cristae formation.
UUAAAAAUGGCGGACUUUACGUAAGCCUUUCACUUUUGUCUCGCUGACAAGCGGUACGAUUAGAACGUUUCGUAUCAAAUUUGCUUACCGAAGAAACUUCCGACUGAAUAAUGGGCGUCGUGCGGUUAGUACAUUCACUGAGGAGUAGAGAAGGCACACUGUCACGGUUUGCCGUCAAAGCCACCCUCGUAGGCGGUAUUGUUUACUAUAGUGUUCAGCAAGGCCUGUGGUCUAAGUCCGAAAAUACCGUGCAAUUGUACGGAAGGAUCUACAAUAAUGUCGCACCUUAUGUUAAGGAUAAUAUUCCUAAAGAAGUCAUAAGCGAGUUACCACCACUACCAAAUACCAAUGAUCUUUCCAACUCUGUUAAGUCAUCAUGGAAUAAAGGAAUCAUAGCAAGCACAAAAUUCCUGUCUGAGACUCCAAGCCAUGUGACCAAUGGUAUACAAAGUAUCUCCAAAACUGUGCGAGAUUAUGUAGACCAACAAAAUGCACCUCAAAAAAAUCAAUAGUAAUUCUUAAUUUGUAUUCUGCGAAUUUUAGGUGAGAUAUAAUAAUAUUAUUGAAUAUUA